AUGGCAGGGAAACCCAAGCUUCACUACUUCAACGGAAGAGGCAGAAUGGAAACCAUCCGAUGGCUCCUGGCUGCAGCAGGAGUGGAGUUUGAGGAAGAACUUUUUGAAACACGGGAAGAAUUUGAGAAAUUAAUUCAAGGUGGAACCCUGAUGUAUGAACAAGUGCCCAUGGUGGAAAUUGACGGGAUGAAUUUAGUAGAAACGAGAGCCAUCCUAAGAUACAUAGCUGCAAAGUAUGACCUGUAUGGACAGAAUCUGAAGGAACAAGCCUGGAUUGACAUGUAUGUAGAAGGCUUGAAGGACCUGAGUGACAUGAUUAUGUUCUUCCCACUUUCUCUGCCUGAAGAAAAGGAUAUGAAUCUUCAAUAUAUUCUUGAAAGAGCCACUGAAAGAUUCUUCCCUGUCUAUGAGAAGGCGCUAAGGGAACAUGGGCAAGAUUUUCUUGUGGGUAAUCGGCUGAGCUGGGCUGAUAUACAGCUCCUCGAAGUCAUCUUAAUGGCUGAAGAGUGUGAACCCAGUGUCCUCUCAGGUUUCCCUUUGCUACAGGUAUUCAAGGCAAGAAUCAGUAACAUUCCUACAAUUAACAAAUUUCUCCAGGCUGGCAGUCAGAGGAAGCCUCCACUGGAUGAAGAUUCCAUUAAGACUGUGAAGAAUAUAUUCAAAUUUGAUCAUGGCAUGUUUCUUAAAAACAUGGGCACUGUAGUAGCUGAGUAUUAA
Talpa occidentalis (Iberian mole) is the source of this 717-nucleotide messenger RNA. Its product is annotated as glutathione S-transferase-like. The coding region runs from base 1 to 717 and encodes 238 amino acids. Lineage: Eukaryota; Metazoa; Chordata; Mammalia; Eulipotyphla; Talpidae. Gene Ontology annotation, biological process: xenobiotic metabolic process; glutathione metabolic process. The record is from RefSeq and is a predicted model, not a curated record. Gene Ontology annotation, molecular function: glutathione transferase activity. The transcript is spliced from 6 exons.